Messenger RNA from Naegleria lovaniensis, 1971 nucleotides. RefSeq lists its product as uncharacterized. Gene Ontology annotation, cellular component: membrane; Cul4A-RING E3 ubiquitin ligase complex. The record is from RefSeq and is a predicted model, not a curated record. The coding region runs from base 1 to 1971 and encodes 656 amino acids. NCBI's taxonomy places the organism in Eukaryota, Heterolobosea, Eutetramitea, Acrasida, Naegleriidae. The transcript has 6 exons. Gene Ontology annotation, biological process: protein ubiquitination.
AUGACCAUUCCUCGAAUGACUUCUUCGCUCACCCCUCCUUCUAUUUUAAAAGGAAAGCCAAGUACUUUCCGAAGGAAUAAUAACACACGUUUCGUAUUAGUAGGGAUGGUUAUUAUAACCACUCUGUUAUGCAUGUUCAUACGAGUUGUAACAACACAAGCCUCAUCAUUCAUUUCAUCAUCGUUGGAAAUGAAUAAUAACGAUGCUCAUGUGGUUGAAUUAAAAUUUAUGAGAACAACAAUAGGAUUAACGCAACAAAACACUUCAUCUAGUAUUGAUUGGCAAAGUGUCGAUCCACUCUUUGGUUCGCCGUGUAAUUCAACCGCACAAUGUGGAAAACAUUUAUUAUGUAUAAAUUCGACUUGUCAAUCGUGUGAUUUGGCAAGAAAUGGAGAAUUGUGUUUGGAUGAACCCUAUGUGGUGUGUCGAGUGCAGAAUCAAAGUGUGAAAUUAAUCAAUUCGAGUCAUUUUGUAAAUAUUGAUUUGGUUUGUGUGGACCAAAGAAUUUAUUUCCAAUUACGAUUUGGGAUCUUAUGGGAUCGUUUUUCUCAUCAUUUGGAGGAAUUGCUGCAGCUGCUUCAGGUGUUGGAGGAGGAGGAGUUUAGUAUCUACAUUAAGGAAUUUUUGUGGCAAAUAAUCUUAUUCAUAUUUCACACCAGCGUCCCUGUCUUGUUCCUCAUUGGAAGAUAUCCAGCCAGCGUUGCUAUUGCCCUCUCCACAAUUAUCAUCUUUGGAGCUUCUGCUAGUGUGUAUGCCACUCUCGCAUUCAAAAGACAUCCAUUAGAAAAACAACGACCUCUCAUUGAUUAUCAAAUUGCAGUCAUUGUUGAACCCAUUAUUUUAGCUGGAUCCAUUGUAGGAGUAUUUCUUAAUGUUUGGUUUCCGAAUUGGUCUUUAACUGUCAUGCUUUUACUGGUGUUGCUCAUUGUGAGUUAUCGGUCCAUCAAGAAAGGAAGACAAAUGUGGAAGAAGGAAAAUGAAGAGAGACUCCAAAAACAGCAACAACAACAACUGGAGCUUGCAAGAGGUGAUAACACUGAAGAACUUGUUGAAACGCAUCCUCAAAUGGUGGAAAUUUCUAGAUCCAUCAAUGCUGAAGAAUCCUUCGAGUUGGAAGAAGAAGAACCGAGACAAAAUCUUUCAUUGGAAGAAAGUGAACAUCAUGAACAUCAUGACGAGGAUGAAACUAAACUCGUGGUCGAUGAAAUUUCACUGGAAGAUGCCUUGGAAACUAAAUCUUACUCACCCACUUUGGAGAAAAUUAAGAAAUCAGAAUUGAUUGUAUUUCCUGUCAUUUCUUGGUGCUUGUUAUUGGUGAGCUGGACCAUUGUGUUCAUUUCGUCGUUUUUGAAAGGAGGAAAAUCAUUUCCUUCCGUGCUGGGAAUUGAAAAAUGUUCUGUUGAAUAUUGGCUCAUUGUUGCGGCAUCCUUUCCCUUGUUAUUGCUCAUGUCUGGCAUUGCUGGUAUUAUAUUGAGAUAUAUGCAUCACAAAAAGGAACAACAUGGAUACAAUUAUUUGGACGGAGAUGUCAGAUGGACCACUCGAAAUGUCACUCUCAUUCCAUUGGUAUUUUUCACAGCAGGUCUAGCAGCAAGCUUACUUGGCAUUGGUGGAGGAUUAGUGGUUGGACCUCUGCUUUUAGAAAUGGGUGUGAAUCCACUUGUGAGUGUUGCAACUUCAAGUUUCACCGUACUAUUGACUGGCUCAUCGACAGCUAUUCAAUUCUUAAUUAUGGGUGUGAUAUCAUGGGAUUAUUUCUGUUGGUACUUUGUGUGUGGAAUUCUGAGUGGAAUUGCAGGUCAAAUUGUUGUGGCAUUGUUAAUGAAACGUUUUAAUCGUCCCAGUCUCAUUGUUUUCAUAAUUGCCAUCUUUAUUGCCAUCUCAUCAAUAUUGACAGGGGCGAUGGGUAUUAAAUCACUCGUGGAUAACCUUAUGCAAGGUGGAUACUUUGGAUUUAAUAAUAUUUGUUAG